AGAAACUUCAGCGUCGACGUCCACGGUAUUAUUGAUUGUAGUGUUGUGCGCGAACCUGCACCCAUUUUCGCGCAAGCGCGCCUUCGCUGGCGCCCCCGAGCCCCCUCCGACCGCACCACUCUGCGCGAGUGAUAGCCUACACCUGUCCAAGUAGUUCAGGAUGGCCAGUUUCGCCAGCGCGCGUCUGAAUUCGGCAAUCGUACGCGAGGUACGGCGGGAGAUCUGGUCCCCAUCGCGACGAACCCAUCGCAAGCAAGGGGGUCAAGGACGCAAGAAGCUCUCGUCAGGCUCUGCCGCAGCCCACGCAACGCACUCGCUCCCACCUCUCGCUUUUUCUCUACACCCAAACAAGCGAAAUGGCCGCCGUGUGCGUCUCCUCCAAGGCCGUGGCCGUCCGCCCGGCGACCCGCGUGGCUUCGCGCCCCGCUGCUCGCAUGGUGGUCCGCGCCAGCGCUAAGCCCGCUCAGAUCAGCGAGAAGGCCAUCGCCGCUGGCGUGAGCGCUGCCGCUGCCGCCUCGCUGGCCCUGGCUCCCAUUGCCGAGGCUGCCGUGACCCCCUCUCUGAAGAACUUCCUGGGCUCCCUGAUUGCUGGCGCGACCGUCCUGGGCGGCAUUGCCCUGGCCAUCACCGCCGUGUCGAAGUUCGACAAGACUAUCCGCUAAAUGUUCGGCUCGCUCGAUCAUCGUGGACGCGAGUGUUUAGUGCAGCUUUAGAUCGGAGGCACGGAGCGCUCUUGCAGCAGCGGUGGCGCUCUGUGGACGUCAGCAGCUGGAGUUCAGCAGCUGAUCUAGGAGGUGUUGGCGGAGGAGCGUACGCAAGCAUGCUUGCGGGCGAGGGCGGACCGCGCGAUGUCGCGCGGGCGUGAGGUCUGUCAUCGGAUUCGGGCGACGUGGUAUCUACUGAGGGGCCGGGUACUCGCGUUGAGGAUGUUUUUUGCGUGUGUAUCAUAUGGCCAUGCACAUUUUUUCCAUCGUGUCAUCGAGAAGACCAAACAAUUUGGCACGGUAAACGUGCUUGGCCGAUGUAACUGUUGUGGCCC
Messenger RNA from Chlamydomonas reinhardtii, 1039 nucleotides. RefSeq lists its product as uncharacterized. Gene Ontology annotation, cellular component: photosystem II; membrane. The record is from RefSeq and is a predicted model, not a curated record. NCBI's taxonomy places the organism in Eukaryota, Viridiplantae, Chlorophyta, Chlorophyceae, Chlamydomonadales, Chlamydomonadaceae. The transcript has 3 exons. Gene Ontology annotation, biological process: photosynthesis. Bases 357 to 662 code for a protein of 101 amino acids.